Molecule: messenger RNA, 1731 nt
Organism: Didymella exigua CBS 183.55
Lineage: Eukaryota; Fungi; Ascomycota; Dothideomycetes; Pleosporales; Didymellaceae
Exons: 1
Coding region: 107-1612 (501 amino acids)
Biological process (GO): maturation of SSU-rRNA; ribosomal small subunit biogenesis
Cellular component (GO): preribosome, small subunit precursor
Molecular function (GO): RNA endonuclease activity
Source: RefSeq, a predicted model, not a curated record
CGACUAUUCUGACAACGACAACAUUGCUGCCAGAAACGUGUGAUUCGAGUGUAAGCUAAUACCAAGGUAACUUGUUACCCAAUUGUCGCCAUUUUCUGUCGUUAAAAUGGCUGUCGAACCAACCCAAAAGCCUAUCCACUCGCUUAUCCUGGAUACUGGGCCACUGAUCAAGAACGUUGUCUCGAUUUCAACGAUCAUUAAUUCCGCCGAGAAACUCUACACUACCCCAGCUAUCAUCUCCGAGAUUCGAGAUGAGGCAACUAGGAUGCGAGUGCAGACUACUCUGAUGCCCUUCCUGAAAGUUCGCAACCCCAGCCCAGCAAGCUACGAUGCAGUCAUCGCCUUCAGUAAAAAGACCGGCGAUCAUGCCGUGCUCAGCAGACAGGAUUUGGGUAUCCUGGCGCUGGCAUACGAGAUACACUGCGAGCGAAACGGAGGAGACUGGGGUCUGAGGUCCGUGCCUAAGGGACCAAUCAAGCUCAGACCUGAAGAGGAAGAGGAGGCGCGCAGACAGAAGGAAGCAAAAGACGCCGCCAAGGCAGCUCAAGAGCAAGCAGAUCUGGAGAUUGGACAAGCCGCGGAGGACGAUGAGUGGUCAACUGUUGCCAAGUCGAAGAAGUCGAAGAAGUCAAAGGCCCAGAGCAGGAAGACGAACAAGUCAGAGCAGGAGCAAGAGCGAGAGUCGGCACAGGAUGAUGAGAUGAUUCUUGAGCAGCCAGCGACUGAGGCCGAGCCCCAGCAGAAGUCUGAAGAGUCUGUUGCGCAAGAUGCCACCCAGGAGCAGCCAGCAUCUUUUCCCACAGGGGAGAAGCCUGUUGAGGUUGAAAGCACCUCAGAGUCCGCACAGGCAGCAUCUGAUGUUGCCCCAGCUACUGAGUCUCUGGAGUUGGACUUGUCAUCUCUCGCCAUCGCUUCCACUCAAGAGCCUCAGCAGCAGGCCAUGCGUCCUGUAUCUGACGACGAGGACGACGACGAUGGCGAGUGGAUCACAGAGACCAAUAUGCCCGAACACCAGGUCAAGGAUUCUGGUCUUCAGGCUGACGUCCGUACUCAAGGACCCACCCAGAUGGAUGUAGCUACCAUGACCAUCGAUUUCGCUAUGCAGAACGUCCUGUUGCAGAUGAACCUCAAGCUCAUCACCACUAACAUGCAGCGCAUCAAGAAGCUCUCCUCUAAGGUUCUGCGUUGCCACGCUUGCUUCCAGAUCGUCAAGGACAUGAGUAAGCAAUUCUGCCCACGCUGCGGUGGCGCCACCCUCGCACGAGUCUCCUGCAGCACAAAUGCGAAGGGCGAAUUCCACAUCCAUCUCGCCAAGAACUACACAUACAACAAGCGGGGUGACAAGUACAGCAUCCCCAAGCCUAUCGCAGGUACAGCCAACACCAAGUGGAGCGGUCUCGGUGGAGGAAAGGGAGGAUGGGGGCGGGACCUCAUCCUGGCUGAAGACCAGAAGGAGUAUACGAGACAGCAAGAGAAAGAUAAGAGGGCGAAGGGCAGCGACAUUAUGGACCAGGACUACCUCCCGGGUAUUCUGACAGGUGACCGCGGACGUGCUGGAGGCAGGGUCAAGGUCGGCGCUGGCAAGAACGUCAACGCCAAGAAGAGACAUUGAUGGCUCGAUGCCCAGCCAUACAUACCAUGCAGAAUAUUCAAGAUGUAAUGCAAAUGUAAUUAGCCUUGAGCCAGCGUAUGCGAAGACAUCCCACUGGGGCAUGCGAUUCCUUAAACUUA